CCUCCUGCACUCGCUGGAUGGUACGAAAGACUCGAUGAGCGGAGCUGGGAUGACAGGGCACGCUGGGUCCUCCUUCCUCCUGAAUCCUUCCUACGGUGUACAGGACAUGGAGGGGUCGGGCCUGCUACGAGACUCAUUCUCUCAUCCUUCAGACUUGUAUCCUCUGGAGUCGUUUGCACCCUCAGCCGAAUCCUUCCAGCAUUCUCUUGGCUCCUUCGCGUCCUCGGGGGACGCGUUUGUCGGCAACGGCGGACAGUCUGCGCCUUCCAACGGGCACAAGCGCUCAGAGUCGGUGGACAACUUUGGACUGGACGAGAUCCUUUCGAUGCCGUGGCUGAGCGAAGACCCUGAGAAUCUCAUCACUGGCCCCAGCUCCAUGAGCUCCCUAGGGGACCUCUCGCCCGUCACCUCGGGACUCAUCCCCGAGUGGACCAUUGGCAAGUCGAAAUGGUGAGAACCUGAGGACUGUCGCCGGGAGUGGCAUGGGGGGUCGGGAGCUUUCCUGAGUGGACCGUUGACUGGGAGUCGAAGGAGACGAGAUGGAGAGGAGCGGGGCGGGCGGUAGCCUAAGGAACAUCAACAUCUUAAUUAAAGCGUUUAAAGUC
Messenger RNA from Guillardia theta CCMP2712, 605 nucleotides. RefSeq lists its product as hypothetical. Lineage: Eukaryota; Cryptophyceae; Pyrenomonadales; Geminigeraceae. The coding region runs from base 35 to 454 and encodes 139 amino acids. The record is from RefSeq and is a predicted model, not a curated record. The transcript has a single exon.